This is a messenger RNA of Podarcis raffonei (Aeolian wall lizard), 2448 nucleotides long. RefSeq names its product dentin sialophosphoprotein-like. NCBI's taxonomy places the organism in Eukaryota, Metazoa, Chordata, Lepidosauria, Squamata, Lacertidae. Gene Ontology annotation, cellular component: nucleus; cytoplasm. Gene Ontology annotation, molecular function: collagen binding. The transcript has 3 exons. The coding region runs from base 103 to 1674 and encodes 523 amino acids. The record is from RefSeq and is a predicted model, not a curated record. Gene Ontology annotation, biological process: odontoblast differentiation; dentinogenesis.
UCCUUACCUCAGAGAACUGAGGCACAGAGGCAUCAAAAAAACAUCACUAAUGAUUUUAAGAUUGUUCACUGCAGCACAGCAAAGAAGAAAGCAAUCUCAAGCAUGAAGACUCUGCUUUUGCUGAUAUAUAUCAUUGGUAUAGCCAUUGCUUCCCCGAUCCAAAGAAGUGGAAUUCUAUUCAGGAGAGGCUAUGAAGGCAAUAUUAAUUCCAUCAGUGCAGAUAAAGGAGUCUUGGAGACCAGCUCUGCCGUUGCGAAUGGGAACCAGGAGCAUGGAGAUGAGGGUCACCAGGAAGAAGAAAUAUUUCUGGAUCUCACCAAAGAAUAUGCCAUUGCUGAAGAAGUUUCUACUGUUGAUCCUAUCCGUUCCCAAGGAGGCUAUCUGCAUGAAACUGAGAGCCUGCUGCUCCAUGAGGACAACAGCUUUGUGCAGGCCAAAGGCCACAGUCAGCCCAACACGGAAAAAACCGGGCAGACCUAUGUUGAAUAUCCAACAGAGAAAGAGGUUGACAGCCAGGAUGUAGCGCUUCUUAAAACGAUUAGCAAUGCGGAACAAAAUGGCUCGCAGCAUUUGAGAGAGAAGAAUGCAGUUCAUGGCCCAGUGUUGACCACAGGGGAGUCCAUCGUUUCGGAAGCAGAUCUGUUUGCUGGCAAACAGCACAUCAAGGAUUUCCAGGCCAGCCGUGAGUUUGAUGUGAGAAAAAAUGUCCCUUAUCAUCUGAACGGCUACCAUUUCAGUGACGAAGGAAUGCAAGGAGAUGACCCAGGUCAUACUGAUGACUCUGAGUCUAGUCAGCAGGUGGAGAGCCAGAGCAAUUUCAGUCAGCAGCCUAGAGAACCAAAUAGUUCAAGUGAUUCAAACGAGGAAGAGGUGAAACAGGCCAGCACUUCAGGGAACUCUGGAAGCCCAGAGUACUCCAAUGGGUCCCCUGACUCCAGCACCUCCAGUGAUUCUAGUGACUCCAGCAAUUCUAGUGACUCCAGUGAUUCUAACAGCUCCAGUGACUCCAGCAGUUCCAGUGAUUCUAUUGACUCUAGUGACUCCAGCAGUUCCAGUGACUCUAGUGACUCCAGUGAUUCUAGCACCUCCAGUGACUCCAGGAGUUCCAGUGACUCUAGUGACUCUAGUGACUCCAGUGAUUCUAGCACCUCCAGUGACUCCAGGAGUUCCAGUGAUUCUAGUGACUCUAGUGACUCCAGUGAUUCCAGUGACUCCAGUAGUUCCAGUGAUUCUAGUGGCUCUAGCAGGUCCAGUGACUCUAGUGACUCCAGCAGUUCCAGUGAUUCUAGUGACUCUAGUGACUCCAGUGAUUCCAGUGACUCCAGCAGUUCGAGUGACUCUAGUGACUCCAGCAGUUCCAGUGAUUCCAGUGACUCCAACAGUUCCAGUGACUCUAGUGACUCCAGUGACUCCAGUGAUUCCAAUGACUCUAGCAGUUCCAGUGACUCCAGUGACUCCAGUGAUUCCAGUGACUCUAGCAGUUCUAGUGACUCUAGUGACUCCAGCAGCUCCAGUGACUCAAGUAAUACUUCUGAGUCUAGUGAUUCCAGUGACUCUAGUGAUUCUAGCAACUCUUCUGACUCCAGUGACUCCAGUGGGCAAAGUGAUUCCAGCAGCUCCACUGAUUCCACUGAUUCUGAUAGUUCCAAUGACAGCAGCACCUCCAGUGACUAGUGAUUCCAAUAAUUCUAGCACUUCCAAAUAAGUGAGAAGUUGCUCAGCUAGUACUGGUGCCACCCAUAGAUAUCAGUACUAAUAAGGCAAAAUGGUAGAAUUUGGGACAAAAUUGCAAUAGGGGGAGUGAAUGGGGACAGCAGGUCCUGUAGUACUGAGGCAAUAUUUUGUGAAGUUCCAAAGCGCCUUUCACAAUUGAAAUGGCUGCCUUGCUCCACGAGGCGAAUGUGAUGAUUCUGUCUAAAGAUGAAUUUCCAACCAUUUCAAAUGACACAUGAACCCUGCUCAAUUGUAUGAAGGGGCAGUAAAGGAGCUUUGUCAUUGUUGUCACGUGGCUUCUUCCAGCUUCCCACACAUUCGGUGCCAACGUUUGCAGCAUGGAGCCUGCUGUACUCAGGGGGUCUCCUUGCACAAUUUAGAACCUUGAUGGUGCAGGGACUGUGCAUGAGGGAAGCUGGAAGUGACAUGUGACAACCGUGGUGGACCUCACAGCCACAUUGGACUCGCAUAUCCCCUUCACAUAUCCAUGAGCGGAUUUUGAGUGUCUUCUAUCCUGAUUGUUCUCUUGACUUAGCCACAGCAAAAUGGAGGGCAACCUCUAAAGAAGAAACAUUUGCCAUCAUUAUGAAACUACAUUUCUCUAGGGCAGGAGGGAGAAGCAUCUCCACCUACCUUUCUGAGCAACCUUCCAGGAGCCACAUGUCAUUGGUGGGCGGGGCCAGAGGCAAAAGUGGGUGGAGCAACGAAUGAUGAUUUCCCUUUUAUACAGCAGGC